CGAUGUAAGCUUUUCAGUCUUUAGACGGCGCUCGUUCGGUUAAGAACGUUGGGUUCUGGUCUCGUCUCGUGGAAGGUUGUGUUCUGUGAAGGGUUACCGUGCAUUGUAUCUACGGAGAUAGUGAUUUUUGGAUAUUGUUCCAAACUCCCCCUGGGCGGUUUUUGAUCGAAAAAAAAACUACCUUGUCAAGGCACCCGGCCAGUGCAGUUUGAAUACCGAAAACGGAACAACAAACGAGAGAAAGCCGGCCGUUGGCAGUUUGUUGAUUGGUGCUAGUGCCAACAAUGGGAAGAAGUGGUCAGUGAAGUGUGACGAGAGGCCUGUCCAGGAAGCGGAGAAGUUUUUGUUGUUCCCUGCUCUGUCAUAGUGGCACCAGCAGCGGUGUGUUGUAUAUUCUUCGUGUUUGCAAUUCUUCGUUCGGAGGAAGUUGAUUGAAUAAUUGCAUUUGUGUUUUCAUUCGCAUGGAUUCCCGAUGAGUUGGUGUGACGAAUAGUUCGACAGAAGGGGUGAAUGAUUCUGCAACGGUGAUCAAAGAUCGAUUUGGAGUAUAUUGUAUAUUACAGUGCGUGGUUUGAGGGAAUACCUGAAACGCCCAACCAACAGAGGAUAAAGAGAAAAGUCAAAAAGUGAAGUGGUUUGUGUGAUUGGCUCGACGGGCGAUCAUUUGAUCAUACAGGUGUGCAGAGUUGCUGGUUUGGUUGUGGUAGUGAAGGAAGAUUGCUAGAGCGAACAUGAAGAUCGAUUCCAAGUGGUUUAGUGGCAUAGCCGGUGGUGGAGGCCUGUUCAGCUCCACCACUACAGCGAUUCCGUUGCUGUUGAUGUUGAUGCCGAUGAUGACUCCGAUGGUUGCAUCUAGAACGCCGAUCGCGUUCACGGUAGAGGAGCACAUUAGCAAUGAUCCGGAUUUGUCACAGUUCUACGCUCUCACCGAGCAAAAUGAAGUGGCAUCGUUCAAUCUGAAGCAGAGAUCGUUGACCAUUUUUGCACCAACAAAUCAAGCAUUCCAGCGAUACUUUGGCAAUAAGACGUUGGUGCAGUAUCACAUGUCUAAUGUCGCGACAACACUGGAGCAGCUGGGAUCGAUCAUAACAUCGGAUUACGACGGCAAUCCGCCCAUCUACGUUACCAGAAGGCGUCAACCUGAUGGAACCGAAGACAUUUAUGUCAACAAUGCCAAAAUCAUUCGUAAUCGGUCGAACGUUCAAAUGUCCAAUCAGCUCGGGAAAAAGCAGGUGCUGCACAUAAUUGAUGACGUAUUAACACCCUUGACAGUCAAUCCAUCAACCUCGUUCGAGGUGUUUAAUCCGGACGCCUACCAAUUCAUCCAGCAUGCCGAAAACAUGGACAUUAGUCAACAUAGAAUCCGCUCCUUCCGACAAAAAAUUAUGUUGGCUAGAAAGGAAGACAUCUACAGGGCAGUCGGUGGUCAUACAUUCCUCAUCCCGGUCGAAGAAGGUUUCAAGCCUCCACCACGACCAGACAUGAUUGAUCGCAAAGUGAUCGACGGCCACGUGAUUCCAAAUCAUGUCAUCUUUACGGCACCGGCUCCGCUAGACGAUCCGCUAGAAACACUAGCCUUCGAAGAUAAUCUCAAAGUGACAGUCACCUUUUUCAAGCAAGGCGAGGGCAAGAACGCAAAAGUUUAUGUUCGCUCGAAUACGGUGAUAGGGGAUUCAAAACACGCGUCCGGUGCCGUUCUGGCCGAAAUAGUCAAAGCGAAUAUUCCUGUUAAGAAUGGAGUGGUCCACCUGAUUCAUCGUCCUCUGAUGGUCGUUGAUACAACCGUGUUGCAGUUUCUGGAGGAAAAGGAGGAUGGACCGCUGUAUAAAUUCUACGAGUUGAUUGAGGAUUUCGCACCGGACUUUUUCAAAACUAUGAGCAACUUACAGCAGAUGACACUGUUUGCACCCAGCAAUGAAGCGUUAAGUCAUCCAAUUGUGCACAACUUUAUCAGUAACUUAACUUCAAACAUAACUAGAGGUCUUGACGGGAAUGACCAUUCCACUGGGAAUCGUGAAAAACUAAGGGAAAUCCUCAACCUGCAUCUGGUGCGCGACAGUAUCACAACCGAUAAAAUCCGCAAGAACAAUCAAAACCAGAUUUACCAAAUUCCUACCGGAGCAGACAGGAAGUUUCUGUACUUUAACGUUAUCACAAAUCGGUACGACCAUAAUCAGACAAUCACAGUAGAAGGUGGAGGCGUCAAUGCAACGAUUAUCCUGAGUGAUAUUGCCGCUACCAAUGGAUAUCUACACAUCAUCGAUCGUGUGCUGGGUAUUCCAUACAUGACCGUUCAGGAAAAGAUUGAAACCGACCCCAUGUUGAAUCUUACGUACCAGUUCGGUCGCCUGAACCAAUUCAAUGAACAGCUAAACAAGACAACCAAACGCUUCACCUACUUCAUCCCUCGUGACAAGGCGUGGAUGCAAUGGUUUCACGAGCAUCAAGGAGCACACUUGAACAGUUUCCUAACUGACAUUUAUCAGUCAAGAUCCGUCCUAGAGCGUCAUCUGGUGGUGGCAGAUCGGGUGUUUACCAUGUCGGAUCUGAGAAACAUGUCCAACGAUUCGCUCAUCCUGCCAACGGUUGGACCGCAUAACCUACAGAUUCGAGUGAAAGAGGAAGACCGAACCGAAGAUGAUUACUCGAGUUCACUUCAGUCUGGAUUCUUCAUUCAAUGGAAGGAAACUGGCAAGUGGAUCCCGGUGUUCCGACCGGACGUCGAGUGUACAAACGGAGUUAUCCAUGUAAUCGACGCACCUCUGGUGCGUGAUCACGACAUCACAACCAGUGGCAGUAGCAGCAUAAGUGGUUAUGCUACAACCGUUGUUAUAACCCUUGCAAACACGGUUCUACUGUCGGCUCUGGCAUUCCUCUAAGGACCUGCCCCGCAAUAGAUAGGAGCUUAGAUAUUUCGAAGAUGAUAACGAAAAACAAAAAGAGCAGAACCAUGGCACCAGAAGCUGCAGCAACAUAGGAAUAUCCUGAACAUUUCAUCGUAGGAUGUUCCAUUCAUUUUUUUAGGAGAAUCAAAAGCACAGCGAAGAGGAAUGCAGUAGAGCAGUAAGAACGUCGUAGACCAACAUUAGAUGAUGAUGGAUUAUUUUCUAGCUAGUGACAUCUAUUUGAGGAAAAUCCCGACUGGAAAUAUUUUUCCUCCGUACUACUUUGGAUCGACACCAAGGCGCAUCACUGCUCUAAUGGGAUGAAAAGAAAAACAUUUUUCCUCUCCGCGGGAUUAUUUUUUGCUGGCUGCAUACCCUGCCUAUCUUUCGAACCACAGCAGCUAGCAGCAGUACGACUUUUGUUCAAAUGCUGCCGAAAGAGCACUAUUCUCUAGCGAGUGAGGGUGGAUUAAGUUCUUCUGCUUCGUUGGUCAUAUUUUUGGAAUGACCCAUUGUCCGUAUUUUGCUUUUGCCACUCUAGAAAGAAGCUCUUAAAAUUUUCCCCCAUAAUUAAACUGGCUGUAUUUAUUCGGUCUCUCACUGCACUGCUGCUCCAAUUAGAGCCAUUUCCAAAUAUAUAUAUACAUAUAUUUUCAACGAUCGACAGCUACGGGGUUACAUCAGCUAUUAGCAGUUCUCAAGAUGCCCCACGAAAGACAGUUAGGUAUAAUAAUUAACGAAGAAGUUUUGAUAAAAAAAAUAUUAUUUUUGUGCUUACUUUCGUGAUAUUUUUAUUUUCUUUUUCUUUUACUUUGCCUCUUGAGCUUGUCUUUAAGUUGAGUUUUUUUUUAAACUUUUCAUACAAUACAAGAAAAGAUUAAUAAACAAAAUACUGCCGUAAAAAUAUUCAAUCUGAUGAAUAAAGGAUGAAACAGGAUUUUAAGCAUGAAACUCCAUGUGAAAAUUAGUAACAAAUAAUAGGAAAUCAUUGGUCAUGUUUUCUAUACACGUUCAUCGAUGUAAUGAGGGAGACAAAGCUAGAUGUCAUACGAUGCGAUAUUAGUCCUACUUUGUACUUUUCCAGAAAAAAAAAAUAAGCAUGAAAAAAUCUGAGGAGUCAAUAAUGUUCUGCAACUAAACAUAGCACGAAGGUAUCUUUAAUCAAUUGAACGGAAAUAUACGGGAAUAUUUCGGAAUUAUUGAACUGUUUCUGCAUCACAAACAUAGAGGAGCUUCCACGAGCGUAGUUGUUCAAAGAAUUCAAUGUUUAGUCGCGGAAUAUAAACGACGGAAUGAGAUUUUUUUUUCAAACAUUACAGUCUUAUUUCGUAAUAAAAUUUGAUAAUUUUGACACCAAAUUACUAUUAAUUAACCCAAGUAACUUUGUUGUUACUUGAGUUAUAUUAUGUCCCUCCAGAAAAAAAAAUAUGCAUUUCGAGCGAAUGACCAUAACUUAAACAAAACGUUACGUUCUUAAAACGACCAUGCGCAUCUUGUUGUUUCAGACGAUAUUGUAUUUCGUCGUAUCGAUCAGAAAAAAAAACGCAAUUUUAUUUACACAAGGCAUGUGAGUAGAAGUCAAAUAUAAGGAACAUUAUCGAUCUAGAUGUUGCUAGAAAAUGAAUGGCAUUUUUUUCCCACGGAAAGUUUCUGAAAUCAUCAAGUUGCACAGCAUAUUUUUUUUUCCAAAAUACAGUAGUAUUUCAUUUAUACAUAAAAUCCAACCCAAAAUGUAAAUCUGGAAUAUUCUCGCUUCACAUGAAAAAAAAAAUACAAAAAAAACAAAGAUUUAUUUUUUAAACCUAACCUCAAUCAGUUGGUGUGCCUUAUUGGAGAAUAAACAAAUGUAAGUAUAUAAAUUAGUAGCAAAUUGAUCAUUAUAUUCGGAAGAUAGUUCUCAUCAAUUCCAGGAAAAAGAUGCCAUUAAUUUGCUGUAAAAAGGAAUGAUUUUGUUAAUGAUAAUUAUUAGAUGAUUAACAAAGAUCUUUAGAAAUUAUUAGUAACAGAAAAGAGUAAUUUACAACAGAAAAGUGAAUGUGACAAAUUAUUUGUAACCAGAAUUUAAGUACACUUAUUGCCUUUUCAUACAAAAUUUAAAAAAAAAAUCAAUACAAAAAAGAACAGACAUUAUUCAUAAGCUAUUAUUGCGAAGUGGUAAAGUUUAAAAUGAAUUAUAAUAAUUAAACGGUAAGAUUGAUGCUGUAAGACCUUUUAAAGUAGUAUCCCACUUUUCUAACUGAUAUUCUAUGCAAAUAUUUUAAUUCAACGUGCUGGAUAUGUGUAAUUGUUUGUGGUAGUUUAUGUGAAACAAUAAAUUUUCUUACAGUAAACAGUAAGAUGACUAUUUUAAAGACAGAAUAUUUUGUUCCGUGCGAUAUUAUAUUGAGUAUAUUUCAACAAACCACUACUAACGGUAGCACUAUUACUAAAACUAUUUUUUGCUAUGACUAUACCAAAAACAAAACCGCUUAAUGGAUAGAAAUGAUCGACUAUUCUGUUCAAAUAAGCAUUGCAACUUCAUUCUCUCAACUCUCCAUCAUUCAUUUCUCGAUGUUAGGACAAACAUUCAUCGAAACCAUAUUUAUAAUACGGAAAAAAAAGAAAUGUAAACUCUCCUGAGCAGAUCAUUCACUUUCUAGUUCAAAUUAUAGCAUUACACGUUUUAGAUAAACAAAAAAGAGUAUUUAAGCGUAAUAAAAAAAAAAUCGUUGGCUUUGAAUAUGGCAGUAACUAAGAAACUGAUCGGUAAUCCCAUCUCGGAAAGAACAAUAGAAGCAAAUAUACACAUGUAGGAAUAAAGAAAACAAAUUGGAAUUGCAUCAACUAACUACUGCGGGCGGAGAGUACAGGAGAAUGAUUGUAUAAAUUAAUGCUAAGUCCAAACUGAAGGUAAAACGUAAAACAAUCGUAACUGAUGAUGUAUAGAACAAAAGAUGUGAAUCCUAGGCAUGCGGAAGUAUUUCAGCUGGAUGAUUUGAAUCAAAUGAAGCGAUAAUAAACUAUUCAUACAGUCUGAGAUUGAUAUAUGAAA
Ochlerotatus camptorhynchus is the source of this 5916-nucleotide messenger RNA. It is a transcript of the gene Fas1, whose product is annotated as fasciclin 1. The record is from RefSeq and is a predicted model, not a curated record. The transcript has 15 exons. Gene Ontology annotation, molecular function: cell adhesion molecule binding. The coding region runs from base 732 to 2879 and encodes 715 amino acids. NCBI's taxonomy places the organism in Eukaryota, Metazoa, Arthropoda, Insecta, Diptera, Culicidae. Gene Ontology annotation, cellular component: extracellular matrix. Gene Ontology annotation, biological process: extracellular matrix organization; cell adhesion.